Messenger RNA from Oncorhynchus masou masou (cherry salmon), 2110 nucleotides. RefSeq lists its product as uncharacterized. The record is from RefSeq and is a predicted model, not a curated record. Lineage: Eukaryota; Metazoa; Chordata; Actinopteri; Salmoniformes; Salmonidae. Bases 431 to 2110 code for a protein of 559 amino acids. The transcript is spliced from 7 exons.
UGCAGGCGCUGCAUAGAAUAAAAACAUGCGAUUUGUGGGAAAUGAUAAUAGCUUUCUUAACAAGGGAAGACGCGUUGUACGCCGUUGCAUGGAUACAUGUAUUAAUAUUUUGUCCGUUUUUAUAAUCGGACAGAUCCUAAAAAACAGCCGCUGCUGUUUAAUCGAAAUGUAGAAGACCAAAACGGGUCUUUAAUUCUAGGUUUACAGUCCGCUAUUUUCCUUUACACGCGAAGGUUGAAAUCAUUGAUCGGUUCAUAUGCCUAUUCGUUUUUCAUCUGAUUGUAUUUCGUUUUUGAAUAAUUGUAUUAAUGGCAGGCUAUAUUAUAUCUAGUGCAUUAUUGAUACACUGCUUAAUUUCUAUCUCUCUCAAACUGGGCCAUGUUUUAUUUUAAACUAGCUUUAAUCUCUGAGAUUAUUUCUCGUUUAUUGGAUGGACUCCGGUCGAAACCCAGGAUGGGGACUGUUGUGCAGCAAAGCGCAGCAACUGGACUCCACAAACUCCCGAGCAGGGUGGAGCGGGAAUGGGCCAAAAGUUCAUGGACCGACAAAACAUGUGACGAGCACCAGAAUGACGACCCAAAAGAAGCCUUUGCAUCCCCAGAUGAUGAUCCCAAGUGUGGACAACACUCACAUUCCCACCCCGUCAGCAACCAAGAAGCAGCAAAGAAGACAGAAGCACAAACCAAACAUUCCUUCAGUCAAACACAACACUAACACCUCUGAACUCAGCACUCAGGGCCAGUUGGACCCUCCUUCAUUGCCCCUGUUAUCAGCUUUGGAUGGGAAGGAGAGGAGCAGGAGGAGAGAGCAGCAGGAGAGGAGAGAGCAGAGGGAGAAGGAGAGGAGGGAGGAUCAGGAGAGGGAGGCUCAGAGCAGCCAUCACAGGGAACAGAAGCAGACUGUCUCCAGGAGGAGUAGACAAGCUGUGUCCCUUCCUCACAACCACAGCUCCAGCCAUAGCUCCCAGGUCCUGCCUGGAGGUGUACCUGUGGGCCAGAGGACAGCCCAGGUGUCUGGGGGGUUGGGGGACAUAUACAGUGACAUAGACACAGACCUGUCUGAAUCAGAGAGGCUCCCUCUCCCCUCCUCCCCAUCCUCCCCCCCUAACCUCAACCUCCGUCCAGAGGUCAUCUUUCCCCAUGACUUCCAAAAUGAUCUCCCUGGACCCCGAGGCCACGCCCCUGGUCUGUUCAGCUACCCAGAUUUCCUCCCUCCACCCUUCAACUCCUGGAGCCUCCGGCAGCUGGCCGUGUUUCUCCACCCAGAGGGAAGACACCCCCCCCGCUCCAGACCUGCAGGCAUGGCGCUGGACAGGUACCUGGAGCAGCUACUGCUGCUGGAGUGGCUCCGGAUCCAGACAGUUCAGGAGGAGAGUGGGAGUGUGUCCUCUGUUCCAACCAGUCGCUACUGUUCCCACCAUGGUGCACCCUCCCUCCACGGGAGACUCAGCUCUCCCAAAUGCAUCCUCCAGUGCCAGAGAGCUUUCCCAGUUACUCUCCUCUCCUCCCUGUCUCCCUCUGCCCCGCUGUCUGGCUGCACACAUUACCACGCUCGCUACCCGCCCUGUAGCGGGGCCUGCCGCUCACACACCUCCCCCUGCCUCAACCCCUUCUCUGACCACCGGGGCCGUGUCUCUCUCCCCAAGAGGAGCUACAGUGAGAGUCGGGUCCACUCUGCUGAGAAGGCCUCUGGGCGUCAGAGUUGUGGGAGCCCUGCCAUGGGGAUCGGCCACCUGAAACGGAUGCAGGCUUUUGGGAACAUCCGUAACCCUGUAGCCGUUAGUCCUACCAGAAGGCAGAGGUCAUCGUCUGUAGUCAGGAACCCCAGUUUUGGGUCAGGGUCUGGGUCAGGGACUCCCAGAGGAUGUAAUUGUGUUGGGUCUGGAUCUAGUGGUGCCAUCUAUGAAGUCUCCAGUAGCGUGAGAAGGAGGAGGGGGAGAAGUGAAUCUGAGCGAAGGAGAGGGACAGGGACUGGAUUUGGAUCAGGGACUGGGUGUGAGGCUUGGGAAAGGGCUAUGGAGAGGGCUGGUUUUGGGCAGGCCAAGGGCAUCGACAGUAGUCAGGCACCCCAGACAGACCAGGGUGAGGAGGAGGAGGAGAAGUGGAUCUGA